GGCAGCCAUCAUGGAGGGACCAUGCGUUCAUGGACCCGCCCACUCCCAAGCAUGCAUCGCCCGCCAUUGUGGCCAUCCUCACCCACCCCUGCUCCAGCCUUCAACUCAAGCUGGACUUCAUAGCACAGGUGGAGCGUCACGGUGUGCCCGUGCAGAAACUGGGUCCCUGCCUACCUUCCUCCGACCCCGGGCACGCGUCGCCGGCCGAGGUGCAGCGGCGGCUGUGCGCGCACCGCUUUGCGCUGCUGUUUGAGGAGCUGGCGCCGCUGCACGUCAUGUCGCGCCACUUCUGGGCCGCGCUGGCGUGCGGCACCGUGCCCCUCGUGCUGGCCAAGGGCAGCAUCGCGCUCUUCUCCCCCGCCGAUAACGCCUUCCUGCAGGUGGGGCGGGGGGACGAGGUGCGGCAGGUGGGGGAGUGGGCGGGGUAUCUGCAGCAGUCGCAGCGUGCCUACAGCGACAUGACACGCUGGAAGGCCGACGUGCCCUCCGAUGCCUUCCUCGCCCUCCUCGACCUCUCCAUCGUCCCGCCUCACUGCCGCCUCUGCAUCCACCUCGCCACCAAGCAACUGGUGGCGUGGGAUGAGAGCAGCACGCGGAAGGUGUGUCGGUGCUGGGAGGAGGCCACCAACACGACCCUCUACCACCUCUACGUGCGCGAGCGUGGCACAUUCGCCUUCCACUCCCUCUUCCUCAAGUCAUCGGAGCUGACCAUGGCGCACCUAGUGCGGGCCAUCUACCGCCUCUACCACCGCUUGGACUACCGCCCGCUCUGGCACGGCCACCGCCCCGACGCGCUGUCGGCAGGCGGGGCAGCAGCGGUGCGGGUGCUGCGUGUGUACCCGGUGGAGUCGUCACAGGAGAUGGUGCUGCAUGGGUCGGGGGCCUUCCGCCGCGACCGCCAGCUGCAGGACUUUGUGGAGGCCACUCCGUGCCCACGCCUUGAAGUCAUCCUCGUGUGA
Molecule: messenger RNA, 959 nt
Organism: Closterium sp. Yama58-4
Lineage: Eukaryota; Viridiplantae; Streptophyta; Zygnematophyceae; Desmidiales; Closteriaceae
Source: the annotation of a GenBank genome assembly